GGCAGUCUGACUAAUAACAAACUGAGCUAACAAGAAGGACUAGAAAGAGCACAGAGAACACAGAAGCAGCUAGGAUCUAAAAAUCUGACGAGCUGAGUGAUCGAGUAAAACUGUGCUUAACAUCUUGUUUGUUUACUGCAUCCCAGUGCUUGCAAACAGUUAACUGCAUGCGGAAAAGUCAGCAUAGCUGUGAAGUAUGCUGUGAAUUUUAAUCGAGGGAAAAGGAAAAGUGCUUACAGGAUGGUCUAAUGUGCACUCUGUCUGGAUUUUUUCUUUUCAGUUGGACGCUUUGUACUUUGUCUUCUGAACAAGGAUUUUGACUUUAGAGAACUGUAGUAUCACCAGAGCUUUCAGCAAAUAAACUGAGAAGGAAGUGCAUAUUUUUCACAGAGAAAAAUUACAUUGUAUUCACACAGCUGUUCCAACUGAGCAUUACUGAGCAUUUCAGGGAGUUUUACUGCUGUACAGAAUCUGCUGAGCAAGAUGAAGGUCUGGAUUUUUGUGGUAUGUUCAGUUCUGGUUGCAUCUGAUCCUUUCCAGUCAGAAACAUCUUUUAUUAGAGUCAGAGGAUCUUGUCAGAGUUUGUGUUCCUGUGAAGACAAGGAUGACACUGUGAUUAUAAACUGUGAAGAAAGAGGCAUCAAGAUGGUGUCAGAAAUAAAUGUCCCACCAUCACGGCCUUUCCAUCUUAAUUUGUUAAACAAUGGCCUGACAAUGCUACAUGUGAAUGAUUUUGCUGGCCUUGUUAAUGCUAUCUCUCUACAUCUUGGAUUUAAUAAUAUUGCAGAUAUUGAGCCUGGGGCUUUUAAUGGUCUCAACCUUCUUAAGCAACUUCAUAUCAAUCACAAUUCCUUAGAAAUACUUAAAGAAGAUACAUUUGAUGGAUUGGAAAAUUUGGAAUUUCUUCAAGCAGACAACAAUUUCAUCACAGUGAUUGAAGCAAGUGCCUUUAGCAAGCUCAGUAGGCUUAAAGUGCUUAUUUUGAACGAUAAUGCUAUUGAGUACCUUCCUCCAAACAUAUUUCGUUUUGUGCCAUUGACUCAUUUAGAUCUUCGGGGAAACCAGUUACAGACGCUACCAUAUGUUGGCUUUUUAGAACACAUCGGUAGAAUACUAGACCUUCAGUUGGAAGAUAAUAAAUGGGCCUGUAACUGUGAUUUGCUUCAGCUGAAGACAUGGCUGGAAAACAUGCCUCCCCAGUCAAUAAUAGGAGAUGUUGUAUGCAAUAGUCCUCCAGUUAUCAAAGGCAGCAUAUUAAACAGGUUGAGAAAAGAAUCACUUUGUCCCAUUCCUACUGCCAGUGAACUUGAAGAUCCUUCAGGGUCACUGCCCUUGGUUGUGACCACCUCUGUAAGUGAUAGUCACCUGUCAACUAAGGUCAUUCCUAUACUGAAAGCUCCUACUAAAGAAACAAAUUUAAUGCUUCAUACUUCAAAGACAACUACACAAUUUCCAGGAAUCUAUUGUCCCAUUCCCUGUCACUGCACCAGCCAUAUGCUCUCAGGAGUUCUCAUGCACUGUCAGGAACGAAAUAUUGAAAGCCUGUCUGAUUUAGGACCCCCUCCUACAAAUCCUAAAAAACUUAUUCUAGCUGGAAACAUUAUUCAGACAUUACUUAAGUCAGAUCUUAUGGACUAUGCUAGUCUGGAAAUGCUUCAUCUGGGGAACAAUCGUAUUGAAAUCCUCGAGGAAGGAGCUUUCAUGAAUCUGACUAGACUGCAGAAACUGUAUCUCAAUGGCAAUCAUCUCACAAAGCUAAGUCAGAAUCUUUUCCUUGGCCUUCAGCACCUUGAAUACUUGUACCUUGAAUAUAAUGCCAUCAAAGAAGUUUUACCAGGGACAUUUAAUACAAUGCCAAAACUUAAGGUACUCUACUUAAAUAAUAACCUUUUGCAGACUUUACCACCCCAUAUCUUUUCUGGGGUGCCACUUGCCAGAUUAAAUCUGAAAACAAACCAGUUUUCUCAUUUGCCUGUGAGCAAUGUCUUGGAUGAACUGGAUAUGUUGGUACAAAUCGAACUUGAAGACAACCCCUGGGAUUGUACAUGUGAUUCAGUUGGACUGCAAAAAUGGAUACAAAAACUAAGUAAGAGUACAAUGAUGGGUGGCAUUUUUUGUAAAUCUCCAGGACACUUAGAAAAAAAAGAACUGAAAUCCCUCAACAGUGAAGUCUUGUGUCCAGAUUUAAUAAACAGCCCUGCCCUACCAACUCAUGCCAGUUUUGUAGUUGUAACAACUUCUACUACUACUAGCAACACUGCAGGCACCAUCCUGCAAUCACUUACAGACGCUGUCCCACUUUCUGUUCUAAUACUGGGACUUCUAAUUGUGUUUAUAAUUAUUGUAUUUUGUGCAGCAGGAAUAGUUGUUCUUGUUCUGCAUCGGCGGCGAAGAUGUAAAAAGAAACAAGCCAACGAACAAAUGCGGGAUAGUAGCCCAGUUCACCUUCAGUACAGCAUGUAUGGGCAUAAAACAACACAUCACACAACAGAGCGUCCAGCUGCAGCUCUCUAUGAGCAACGUAUGAUUACUCCCAUGGUUCAGGUCUAUCACAGCCCAUCCUUCAGCCCAAAACAUGGUGAACAACAAGAGGAGGGAAGUGAGAAAGCAACUAAUGAUUCCAAACAUCUCUGCAGAAGUCUCCUGGAAAGAGAGAAUAGUUCACCACUUACUGGUUCAAAUGUCAAAUACAUGGCUGCAGAUCAAUCUGCAGAAUUUCUGUCUUUUCAAGAUGCCAGCUGCUUGUACAGAAACAUUCUUGAAAAAGAGAGGGAACUGCAGCAACUUGGAAUCACAGAGUACUUAAGAAAAAAUAUUGUUCAACUCCAGCCUGAAAUGGAAGUACAUUAUCCUGGAACACAUGAGGAACUAAAGCUAAUGGAGACACUAAUGUACUCUAGACCAAGAAAGGUUUUUCUAGAACAAACUAAAAAUGAGUAUUUUGAACUCAAAGCUAACUUACAUGCUGAGCCUGACUACCUGGAAGUCCUGGAACAGCAAACAUGAAGUGAUAACAUACUGUGCUAGGGCCAAAUUUCUGUAAUUCCAUUUUAAGUUGGAACUGUUGAAAAUAAAAGUGCCUUGUAAUGACAUGUCAACAGUCAGAACUUAAGCACAGCAGUAAUCCUAGCAAAAAACAAACAAACAAACAAAAACUCAGGGAUCACUGUGGGAAGCCAUGGGGUUGUGCGUAGACAGUAUGUCUCAAGUUAAACACGAAUUCUGUGAUUGAACUGUGAGAGGAGGAUUGCUUAUUGCAAUAUUCCUUAGCGUUUUUUAAAAAGUGUGUGUGGCAUUCUCUUUUGUGUACCUAACCUAUGAAGAAAUGUUUGUUACCUGCACUCUCUGGUUUUCCCCUAGUUUAAUUAGAAUCCUUAAAACAAACACAAAAAGAAAAACAAACAAGCCCUCACACCUGUGUUUGUAGUUAGGAGCUUAGAGUGUAUUAAGUAUUAGUAUGAGCACUGCAUAUAUGACCAUUGUCUACAACCACACCUAACAUACUCUUAUAAUAAAUAUGAAAGGAUAUAAAAUGUUGUCAUGCUAAAUGUCCAUUAAAAACAAAAAAAGAAUGAUUUUUGUGUAUCUACCCAUUGAGACAGAGCCUGCAUAUAUUUAGUAUUUUAUAUAGAACUUCAUCAUGUGCAUUCUUUAUCAGUACAAGGAACAAAAAAUAUCUAUGUAUACCCAACAUGUUACAAGAAGAAGAAUUGCAAGCCUUUUGAUACUUAUCCUAUCUGAUAGCUUUACUUAAGUUUGGACAAUCUUUUCUUAAUCUGCUGCUAUAAAAUAUUGUGCAUCACUGGUAUUUCAACUCACAAUCAUGGGCAAUUGGAAAAGCUACUGAGAUUCAGCUGUAAAUAUAUUGCUGUAUUUAAUAAGUUCAUUUUUUUGUCUAUCUAUCUAUAAAAAUAAUUUCUGUGCUGGCUUUAAAUAUCUUUGGAGGAAAUUAGUUUGCUGCAACUAGGAACUUCCAGGUGCAAAAGCAGGUUCUUUUUCUCACUACCCAAAAGCAACUUCCAAAUAGAAUAAUUUCAACAAAACAUAUGCGUGAGGAACAGUAAUAGCAUUUAGCUGUUGUUUGUACAAAAAUAUAUUUUCCAGAAUCUAGAAGAAAGUAAAGUCUUGUGGGAAAAAAUACCAAAAAAAAAAAAAAAAAAAAAAAAAAGUAGAACACAUAAGAUUUAUUUUUACAAUAAAUUCUAGCUAGAUUUAUAUAUACUAUUUAUUCUGUAUAAUUUUGUAUUCUUUUUCAACUCACUAGAAAAGAAAAAGCUUAUUCCUAGCUGCCUUUCAGGAAAAUUAAGGAACUGGUCUCUAUCAGUGAAAAUGAGAUUAAAAAAAAAAUUAAAUGUCUUUUUCUUAGAAUUCACUUUUUAAAGACUAAGGCACCGUUUUCUGCAUGUACAGGUUUAGAAUUGUUCAGAAAUUGUCAGAAGACAAUGCUUUUCAUUGUUAUCAUGUAGACAGGAGUUGUCAUGUCUGGAGUGCAGUAAGGCCAUUCAGUCUCUGUGCAUGACUGACACAGUGCCACAACACAAAUUCUGACCUUCAUAUAUCUUCCUCUGAGCAAAUCUUCUGUAAACUGACUAUGCAUAAAGAACUUCCAUUUUGCUAAUUGCUAUUUGUUGAGCUAAGGAUCAACUGAAUUGCUACGUCUACAUAUGAAUGCCAAACUUUACACUGAAGUCUUGAUAAACUCAAAGAGAUAUAUUCUUUAGUUUGUAUUACUGCUGAUGUAUUAUCUAUGUGUAUAUACAAAUGUGAGUUCUUCAUUUUAUUUGCACAGAGGUUUAUAGGUUUCUGACAUAUUUUUUUCCCUAUAUUAUAUACACAAAUCAGAUUCUUAGUUCUUUCAAAUUUGCAUAAAGAUAAUGUCUUAAAUGGUGCUAGUCUAUUUUCUGUAACUUCAGGAUCUGAUCACUUGUCUCUGUGAACAAGUCAAUUUCCUUAUUAACAUUUUUGAGAAGUCAUCAUUUUGCUAAUGAAACAAACUCCUUCGUUUCCAAGAAUCGAAAUGCUAUUUGUUAGAAAAUAAUAUUAUUUCUUCUUUGUAUAAAUGAGAAUAAUUUAGUUUAGAAUACCUCUGUAGUCAUAAGAAUUAGGAAGAGUAAAUCUGGUUACAAUUUAUAUGUUUUCUUGCUAUCUCUGUUCUAGACAAGGGUAAUGCUGAGUACAACUUGUGGAGGUAAGAAUAAGACAAAGUUGGAAAAUGCAACUACAUUAAAUUUACAUUACCUUUAGUAUCUAGUGUUAUUUUAGCUGUCCUUGCACUUUUAAGAUGUGAAUGGACUUCAUGGACAUGUCACAGAUUCUAUGGAAGCCCAAAGCUUACUCUCCAGGAGAGACCAGAGUUCAAUUGGAAUUGCAUAGAGCGUUAAAGUGACACUAGUUUUCUACAUUUCAGUAAUUUAAUUCCACUCAGAAAAUAAUCUAAUAAUAAUCAAUGAAAAAAAAAUGAAUUCAGUCAAUGAAAAUUAUACUAAUAACUGACUGAGUUUUGAAUCUGCCCCACAAAUGUUAUUCUUUUCCAAAUUCUCAGGGAUUUAAAGUUUGUGCACAGAGGAAAAAUAACAAAUAUUUAUAUGGUACAUUACAAGCUUUAGUACUUUAGUAUUUUGGUGUCUUUCAGUAGUAAUUUGUAUUAGCAAAAAUGGUGUAAAAUUAAUAUUCUGUAAUUGGCAAGAUGCGGGGAAAUGAUAAUUCAGGCCCUCAGGCUUUGAUUUAAGAGAAAUAGUUUCAGACUAAAGACAAUUGCCACAUGCACGGAUGUCACUUUGCUUAGCUAUUAACAGAAAAUUGGCAGAAUGCUGAGGACAACUGUGUGACAAAACGUUCUUCUUCAUUGCCAUCUCAAGACAUCAGAAAAAUGAAUGAGCUAAAUUCAUGUCAAAGCAACUCAGUUACAAAGCUGUAUCAGAGCAUCACUCAGAACAAAUGAAUAGAGCUUUAGCUUUUUGCUUUCCCUCAGAUGGGAGAUUCAUGCCAUUCAUUAUAUCAGGGUGACUGUACUCUGUGGUAGUCUGUAAAACUGCAAGAAGUUUUGCAGUACCCAGGAAUCACAAAAAUAUGUCACAUCAUCCAUUUUCCUAUCAUCUGUUCCUACUGAACCAUCGUGUAUUAAAUGAUUGUAUGAUGAGGUGAGAGCAGGUCUGUUUUCUUUCCUCAUAAUAACAUUCUAAGACUGUUCUUUUCCAGCUGUGAGGAAAAUGUAUAUAUGUAUAUUGCCAUAAGAAAAAGGGAUAAGAAGUUGGUUUUAUAUGAUUAUUCUUUAGCUGAGGAAUAUCAAUAUUAGCUAACACAAAUACAAUCAUAACACAAGGAAUCUAUUAUAUUUGAAAGGGAAAAGGAUGAAAUAUCUAUUUGUAAAGGUUCGUUGGAAUGUGUUCAUUAUAGAAAUUACAAAAGUUACCUAAUAUUGUUACUGUUGUUUCUGGAAACUUGGAAGAUUUAUUCAGAUUUUUUAUUAUUAUUAUUAUUAUUUUUAAGCCAUGUUCUGAUAUAUAUAUAUUUUCCAAUGACAGAUACAAUAAAGUGGUUUCAUAUCUUCUACUUGAAUAGAAUAACAGAGGCUGGAAGAAAAGCUGGAAGCUUGACAGUCUGCAGCAAGGUGAAUCCAUUUUUCUCCUGGCAGCACGAUCAUUAAACUGUGUGUGAGAACAGUGCUUUAUCAAGCACACUAGUGCACUUGACAGAUAUGUUAUUGUUGCUAGGGUACUUUAAGAUAAUCAGCAAUACUGUUUUCCUUCUCACAUUUGAGUGAAGAAAAUAUGCAAAUAACAAUAUGGACCCACUCCCUAAAUAAAAUGAAAACAAAACAAAACAAAACAAAACAAACAAACAAAAAAACCCACCAACAGAAAACAAAAAACACCACCACCACCAACAAACAAACAAAAAAAAGCCAUAAGCAGAUAUGUUCGCACUUACUUAUUUUAUAUUGGCUUUAUCCAUUUAACCUCAUAAAAUUCAAAUGCAUUUCCUUUUAUUUCUGCUACAUUUUUUUCCUCAUAAGCUUUUAGUAUUGAUACUGAAUAUGUUACCUGCAGUAAUGCCUUUUCAAGCUUCUGAGCAGAAAAGAAACCAGCACUCCCAUAAAAACUCUUUCUAUCAGAAAACUGAAUUUGCAUGUAAAGUAGUGCAUUUGCCUAUUCAGUCUUUUUACACAUUCUUCUCCAUUAGAAUGACAUAUCUUCUCCAACCAAAUUCUAAAAUGAAAAUGAGUCUGUACUUUUUGUCUGUGAUGUGUCAAAGCUACAGGAUUUGAAUGUGAGCUUUCUUCACCUGUAGUUAUUGUUUCUCUAUUUGGAACCUGAGGAUCAGGUUCUGUCCCUUCUCUUCAUGACAAAGAAGUUCCCAGUAUAACCUCUAAUAGCAGCUCUUUAUAUAAUGUGCUGUUUACAUACACAGAGAUUGCUAAUUGCAUAGUAUUCUAAACUGAGAAGUUAUAUAUGACUGAAAGGGCAAUCUAUCUUAUCAAGAUCCUGGUGUGUGAAUAUAAAAUGUAUAUUUAUUGCAACAAAAACAUAAUUUCAGAGGGUUUAUACCUAGAGGGAAGUGAAAAAAGGAGACUGAGUCUCAAAAUCAUCAUCAGAAGGAAUUCUGAAUUAUUAUUCCGAGGAUGCAGUUUUCUAGAGCAAUACAGCUUAUCAGCCACACCAGAACAAUCUUUAAGUUUCAUGCAGAUGCACUGAAAUCAUUAUGAGUACUUCUCUUAAUUCAAAAGAUCAGCUGAUACCUGUGCUGAAGACAGCAUGCUUCUGUUCUGUUGUAAUGCCCCGGUACAGAAUGCCUCCAUUUCCAUCAUGGAGAAAUACUGCUCAGCCACCGAGUUUUUUCAAUUUUACUCUGGCAGUAAAGUGGUAACCUACUACUUGGGGAGGUUUUAAGUGUGUUCACUGCCUUCAGUGUUCAGUUCAUCUGGCACUUGAUGCUAGAUGCAUCCUACUGGAUUUGGGACAGGGAAGACCAAUCUAUUACAGAGCUUGUAUGAUAAUUCAAAAGAUCUAUCCCUUUUUCAUUUUUCGAAGUUCCAGGUAUUGGUAUCAAAUCCCUAUUUUUUUAUUUUUAUUUUUUUUUUAAACUUGAAAUAUAAAUGAGCUGUAGGUGGAGACAGUAUCAGGAACUUACUUGCCAUGCUAAAAGGAUAUAGCAUAUUUUCUUUCCUGCACAUCUCCUAGCAGUCAUCUUUGGCUUUUUGACACAACAGAAUAAAUUCUUAAGAGCCACAGACUAAUGGGAAGCAGCUAACCUCAAGAAAAAAAGUAAAACACCAGAUGCUGUUCAGCUCUAUGAAAGCAAGAUGUGACUAAUUUUUUGUUGUUGUUGUUUUUCAAUCAACUUCAGCAAGAUGGAGUGCAUAUGUUCCUCCUAUUACUACUAUAAGGACUUCUAUAACUUUUAGUUCAUGCUAUGGAGUGAUGGCAUAAAGAAAAGAAACAGCAACUUAAUUUUGUAUAUCAAACAGUAGUGUUACUAUUAUAACUUCAGCUGUUUACUUCUCAUUUUGAGACAAAUUAUUUUAGGAAAUAUGAUUUUAAAAAAUCCUGCCAUUGUAAUUAAUUACCUAGAAAACUACAGAUGAGUACAUAAUUAACUGUUCAAACAGAAAGAAAUCUGAAAUAGUUUAUAUAUGCAGAAAUCUGUCCUAGGGAACAUUAGUAUAAGCUUGUUGGGUUUUUUUUAGAACAAACUAUAGCCUUUAUUUUAUUAGCUCAUAAAGCUAUUAUUUUUAGUCAACAUUAAGAGCCAUAUGAGCAUUUUUUGCGUUUUUUAAUUAAAAACCAAUAUAACACUUUCGUAACUACACAUAUUUGGGUUAGAUACAUAUUAGAAACGUCCAUACUAAGACAUAAUAAAAAGACCAGUCUUUUUAUUAUAUAUAUAUACACAUAUAUAUAUAUAAUCUAAUACCCUUCUACCUGUGUAGAAGCAACACAGUGUGCUGUGCAAAAAAAUGUAUAUUUCCUGGGUAAGAAGAAGAAACAGAUAAAUUAUUUUUUGUGUUAGUUAUAUGUACUUUUGGAGAUGUGAAAUAUUUUGAAUUACUGUCCCUAUGGCACAGUGUAAUUAUUAGUUCAUAUGAGCUUGCAAAUAUUUAAGAAGUUCAGAUUUAGAACAAUGAAAUGCAUGUAUUUAUUAACACAAAGACGUAACUAGUAGGCUAUGUAAACAUGUCCUUUUGUAAAUAGAAGGUAUUUGCACAUUUGAGAAGAUAUUGUAUGUCAAAUAUCCUUUGAAUAUAUCUUCAAAAUGGAAUCCCAAAGAUCUUCUUACAUCUUUAAGAAACAUGUUAAAUGUGAGACUCAGGCUGUCAGUGCUGAGCUUGUUUGUGGUCAUCCAGACAGUUUGGCUGUUUGGAUAUUUGAAGAUCACUGAAAAAGACAACAUGCUGAAGAGCAAGACUAACAGUUAAAUAUUUAGAUGGAUCUUUUCAUCAUACCUAAUUCAGUGUUCCAUGGAAUUAAAUCAUGAUUUAAGGAUGAAUGUAAAAUAUUAAUAAACCAAGAAUGCAACAUUUAGAUGCCACCAUUCACAAAUGGUAAAUGAUUCCAUGAGAUACCAUGGAAAGAAGAUUAAAAUAGAGAGACUUUAACAGUUCUGUAUUAUGUAAGUGUCUUUAAUUAUCUUAUAACUUCAGAAAAAAAAAUGAUGGAUGAGAGGGGAUUGUUGUGUAUUGAUCGCUCAUGCAUAAAGAUUUUCUGAAGGCAUAUGCUGGGGAGGACAGCUAACUGCUGCCAUACAUGAUAUUAUGAAGGCUGAAUCAUGUUCAAUAGAUUCUAAGAUAAUUAUGUGUUAUAGGUUUAAAACUGUCACUGCUCUAAAUUCCGAAGUGUCAUCUGAAGUCAACAGGACUUCUUGCAGACUCAGAUUCCAUGAUUUUUUUUAUUCAUAAAAUCCUCCACAAAAUAAAUAAAUAAAUAAUAAUAAUAAUAAUAAAAUAAAAACAGAAGUUUUCUUAUUUUCCUACUUAAAGGCAGUCCUGUAAAAAAUGUUAUUCCUUCUGAACUUUGCUUUCUGUCUUGAUAUAAAGGCCAUUAAAGCUAAGUAAAUAUUUAUUUCAGAUCUUGAUUUUGCAUAAUUUUAUUAGAAGUCUAUACUUUUGUCUGCAAUGAUUUAUAUAUAUAUAAAUAUACAUAUAUUUAUAUUUAUAUAUAUAUAUAUAUAUUUAUAUAUAUAUAUUUAUAUAUAUAUAAAAUCAUUGCAGACAAAAGUAUAUAUAUAUAACUAUAAAAGGUGUUGCUGCACCAAGUUUUUGACCAUCCAUAAUUAAUUAUGAGUAGAUAAGAUCAGCUAUGGCUCUCUAGGAUCAAAUCAGAUAUUAAUGUCAUGAAAGAGAUUGUGAAGAUUUCCAUGGCACUGUCUCUUGAAAAGUUGAAAGCUAUGUGUCUGGGUUCUUUUACUGUUUUUUGAAUCUUUUAAAUUAUGAAGCAGCAGAUGUAGCAAAGUUUUGUUUUUGUUUUUGUUUUGUUUUUAAUGGAAAUUCUGAAGAAUUAUUAUAGUUUCCUAUUACAUUAAUCUUCUAAUUUAAACCUCUGAAAGGUAGUACAAACCUGGAUACAUCUCUAACAACACAAUUACUUAGCCAGAAGAGGAAAUACAAGAUUAAAAAUCAGAGAUAUUAAAGAUAAAUAUAUGAUAGACUAUACAGAGAACGAAGUAUCAGUACUUGAAAUAAUUUAAUCUUCCUUUAUUUUUUAUUUUUUUAUUUUUUGAAAAGAUUUUCUUUAUCUGAUAUUUGGGUUAAAACAAUACUCAUAUGUUUUUUUUUUUGUCCUUUCUUGGAACUUCCUCAUGGAACUGAGACCAAAGAUUCACUGCAGUAUUAACUAUGUAUAUCUGUGCAUCAGAUAAACUAUGCUCCUUAGCUUGUUGAAGUAUUUCUUUCAUGAAAAAGCAAGAAAAAGAUAUACAUACAUACAUACAUACAUACAUAUAUAUGUAUAAAAUAAAUAUUGUCUCGAUCCUGUUGUCAUGAUUUUAUGCACCAGGUGAUGAUGCAGUCUCUGUUCUGGAUUUUCCAAAAUAGAAGUGAUGGCUUAUGUUCUAAUAAAUUUGCUAGCUUAUAUUUCUUUUAUUUUGUUUGUUUUCUCUUUUAGGGUAAAAACCUCUCAAUACAAGUAAAUAAAACAAUGGGGAAAAAAAUAGGAGGAACUACAGCAAAAGCUAGUGGGAAUUUUCAAACAAUGUACAGCUUGAUGGAAAGAAUGUGUUUUCAAUAAACACAGUAUUACAUACAGGAA
Gallus gallus (chicken) is the source of this 11243-nucleotide messenger RNA. RefSeq names its product SLIT and NTRK like family member 6 (gene SLITRK6). Lineage: Eukaryota; Metazoa; Chordata; Aves; Galliformes; Phasianidae. Gene Ontology annotation, molecular function: protein binding. The record is from RefSeq and is a predicted model, not a curated record. Bases 484 to 3006 code for a protein of 840 amino acids. Gene Ontology annotation, biological process: positive regulation of synapse assembly; regulation of presynapse assembly; axonogenesis. Gene Ontology annotation, cellular component: membrane. The transcript has 2 exons.